Messenger RNA from Paramecium pentaurelia, 1021 nucleotides. The record is from the annotation of a GenBank genome assembly. NCBI's taxonomy places the organism in Eukaryota, Ciliophora, Oligohymenophorea, Peniculida, Parameciidae.
AUGAUUAAUUUGCCAAUCGAUGUUGAUGUUUAGAUGAUCCAAAAGAAUAAGCUUUUUUAAAAAUUUAUGCAAUACCAAUAGUAGGAAACUUAAGCAUAAAAUACACAAAUUUAAUAGAAAAUAUACAAUAAAUCCAAUCAUGAUUCGAUAGAGGAUUAGAAAUAUUCAUAAGAGAAAAUGGAAGAGAGUUCUAUCUAUUAAGAUUUUGCAAACUUUGCUAAAGCCACUAAUUAUAAGCAAUCAUCACCAUAUAAUUAUCAUAAAUAGUAAUUACAAUAAAUUCCAUAAUCAAAUUAAAAUUCUGGAAGCAAUAAUAAUUAAGAAAUUAAGGACUUAUAAUUUAAGAAUAAAUCACUAAUAUAGUAGAACUCCAUUUUGUAGCAAUAAUUAUUAGAUCUUUAAUAAAUUAUUCAUAGACAAACAAUUGAUUUAGAUUUACAGAAAAAUGAGAUCUUAAAUUUAAAGAGAGUAGUUUAAGAAUAAUAAAUAGAAAUAGAGUAAUUAAGAAGACAAUUAUAAGAAAAAAGAAACAGCAGUUUAGAGAAAACCAGAUAAUUUACAAUUGUCCAAACUCAAUUAAUAUAAUCAAACUAAAUGGUAGAAAAACUUAUUUCUUAAUUGAUGAAUUAAGAAUCAUAAUUAAGUGUAAAUUAUAAUUUAAUGAUAGUUGUAUCGACAAACUUAGAUUAAUUUUCCAAAAAUAGAUAAUUUAUAAUUCAAUGUGGACUAAAAUAAAUCAAAUUUGAUAAAUGCAUAAAAUCUUCUAAAUAAUCCAUCGUCUGUAGCAUAGGCUUAUCCUGCUUAAUAUUAAUACUCAAAUUAACAAUAACAAUAAUAAAUUCCUUAAGGUUCAAAUCAGUAAUAAUAAUAAUCAUACCCAAUACAAUAAUAAUAGAUUUAAAUUUCAUAACAGUCAUUAUAAAAUCCAAAUCCUGUUAGUCAGCCAACAAAAUAAUAAUUACAAUCUGAUGCUGAUACAUCAUAUGAAAGAUAUUUAUUACAUAAAAGAGGAAGACAUUGA